AUGACAACGACCGUGGAAAUUGAAACAGAAAAUCCCCUGAAACUUUCUGUAAAGGGUGUUCAGGGGACUAUCGACGAUAAGUAUGUGGGGAGGUUGCGACCUAUGGGCAAAGAUACCCCGCUGCCAGAACUGAGGAAAAGACUGGAGGACGAUGGAUAUCUCUUUCUUAAACAUCUUAUACCACGUCAAGACGUUAUGGAUGUUCGGAAAAGCUACUUUGAGUACUACGAAAGUCUCGGGAUGCUUCAACCAGGUACUUCGCCGGAGCAGGGUAUCUUCAACAGAGAAGCCGUACCUAGCGACCACGCUGGCAUUGGUGCCGGCCUUCUUCCACCGAACGAGGCCGAGCAGCACAGAAUGAUCGCGUCACACAAAAAUACGGACUAUCUGAGGUUCCUUGAGCAUCCAGUCUUGCGUCAAAUGGUAAGAGACCUCACUGGCUGGGAGGCAGAUAUUCUUCUCCAACGGACAAUGCUGCGGCAUAACAUUCCCGGCGGCUUGAGCACGGGCGUUCACUACGAUAAGCUGUUUCUGCGGGGAGGAUCUGCUUACUUUCUUACUGCAUGGGUCCCGAUCGGCGACAUUUCCCUUAAUGGAGGCGGCCUAAUAUAUCUUUCAGACUCUAUUUCGUUGGGUCACUCAAUGGAAGAAGAUUUUGCCGCACGCGCAAAGGAGUUGCCCGAGGCAGAACGCGUAUCAGCCUUCAAUGCUCAUAUGGGCGAAUUUGGCCAGCUUUCGGCCAACGCUGGAGAAUUCCAUCGCGACCAAGCAGGUGGAAGAGGUCAAUGGCUCGUGAGUGAUUUUGAGGCAGGGGAUGUUGUUUUUCACGAUCCGUACACGAUACAUGGAAGUAGUCGCAACGAAGACAAAGAUGGAAGAAUUCGGCUCAGCACAGAUCUUCGUUUCUAUGAUCCUAGCAGUGAUUAUGAUAAGAGGUGGAUGAAGUACUGGGAGCCGGGCGAUGGGCUAUAA
Bacidia gigantensis is the source of this 972-nucleotide messenger RNA. RefSeq lists its product as uncharacterized. Bases 1 to 972 code for a protein of 323 amino acids. The record is from RefSeq and is a predicted model, not a curated record. The transcript is spliced from 3 exons. NCBI's taxonomy places the organism in Eukaryota, Fungi, Ascomycota, Lecanoromycetes, Lecanorales, Ramalinaceae.